Paramecium pentaurelia is the source of this 1110-nucleotide messenger RNA. The record is from the annotation of a GenBank genome assembly. Lineage: Eukaryota; Ciliophora; Oligohymenophorea; Peniculida; Parameciidae.
AUGAAAAAACUUUUAAAGAGUACCGAUUUUGAUGCUGUAAUAUAGAAACUAAAUAUUCAAUGCAAAACUAAGAAUGAUGAUUGUAAAUAUUAAUAUAUUAAGAUUUAUUAGAUUUGGAUCCAUUCUAAAAAAUAAAAAAUUCUUCUCCUAUGAUUUUUGGUGAUUAUUGCAACUCCAACAUACCAAUUCAAUUAUAAUUAUCUCCUAUUGAUACAAAUUAAAAAAGUUACAUUUCACUAUUAUCAGAUAAUAUUGAUUUUUCGGUUAAAGAUAAAAAAUAAGGUAAUAAUUCAGAUUAAUCCUUUGAACAUCCUUAAUGUAUAAUAUCAGAAGGCAUUCAUUCUUUUGUUUAAAAAGAGAAAAUAAUAAACGAAGAAUAAAACAUAUUAAAUAAAAGAUUGAAAGAGAUUAGACAUAUUUAUGUUAAGAAAUUGGAAUAAUUAGAUGAAUGUAUGUAAAGUAUGAUUUUAAAUAGAAUAUUUGCAUAAAAGAUUAUAAAUAUUAGAGUAAUUUGAGUAGCAUUUGAAUUAAAAAAGCCCAAAGAAGAUUAAAGAAUAACCUUUAAAGAGUGCUCUCAAAAAGAAGGAUUCUAUUAGCUCUUCUCGAUAUUAUACAUAAAAUAUUAAUGAUUCAUAAGAAGAUGAUUGGAAGUUCAUUCGUGAUGCUCAAAAUAUAUUAAAGAAAUAGAAAUCAUCUUAUGAUGAAGAAUUCAUUACACCUUCCAAAGUUAGAUUUGUAUUAUAUAUAUUAUUUAACAUAUUUAGUAAAAGAAAUCAAAGAAAUCAUUAAUAAAUGAUGAUUCAUUUUAAGUAUUAAAAUUUCGAUAUUGAUCAGAGUAAUCGUUUUUUAUUAUUUAAUAUAAUGAAUAUAUUAAAAGUAUUAUUGCUUGUGUUUUUGAUACUCAGUGUGACAGCCCAACAACUGAGAGGAAAUAAUGAUUAACCUGAUACAUCAUCUGAGGUUAAAAAAUGCUCUUGUGGAUCAGGAAAAACUACUACAGGUGGAUAAGGCUAGAACAAAGUUUCAUUACUUCAAUAUUAAGAAGCUUUAAAGAAAUUACAUGAAGGAAUCAAAGAAGCCUCUUCUGAUUUUAAGGCUAAACAUAUAUGA